Molecule: messenger RNA, 1002 nt
Organism: Echinostoma caproni
Lineage: Eukaryota; Metazoa; Platyhelminthes; Trematoda; Plagiorchiida; Echinostomatidae
Source: the annotation of a GenBank genome assembly
AUGUCUUUCCGGUACAAGAUCAGACCGGAAGAAGAGCAGUUUCCUCUGGCAUUCAGUUUGAUCAUAUACACCGAACCGGACCGAGUGCUUCGUCUACUUCGUGCCAUCUAUCGUCCGCACAACUUCUAUUGCAUUCACAUUGAUCGAAAAAGUGAACCUGCAUUUGUCGAACGGAUUGAACGAUUGAAACAAUGUCCGGAUUUGACACAUAAUGUGUUCUUUGUCGACCCGUCGGAACGGGUGGAUGUUCAGUGGGGGCGAAUGAGUGUGUUGGAUGCGGAUCUGACCUGCGCCCGAAUCCUACUCGAACGAGCUCCCGUCAAUUGGAAGUAUUGGAUCAAUUUAAACGGACAAGAAUUCCCGUUACGUACGAAUUGGGAACUGGUUCGUGCUCUGCGUCUGUUAAACGGGGCCAAUAUUGUCGAGGCGAUUUAUCGUCGGCGCAAUAUAAAUCGAUGUCCACCACCGGACUGGCUUCCAUUCAAUGUCACUUGUUACAAAGGAAGCUUUCACGUUGCGCUGCGUCGUGAAUUUGUGGUUUAUGCGUUGAAUGAUUCUCGAGGCCGAAUGCUCUAUGACGCACUUGUCCGGCAUGAAAAUAGUUCCGAUGGACUCACAGUCCCAGACGAAAUAUUCUUCGCCACAUUGAAUCACAACCCAGAAGCGUUCCCGAUCCCCGGUGCUUUUACCGGUGUACACGAGGAAGAUGUGGCCAUCCCGUUGGCCAGAGCAAAGAUUUGGUCUGAUUCGAAUCUUCCAUGUGGUAGCGAAUACUGGCAACGUUCAAUUUGUAUGCUUGGAUUGGAUGAUUUACCGUUUUUAGUCACCCAACCACACUUUUUUGCUAACAAAUUUAUACCAAAAGUUGCCCCGCUGGCUUACGAUAUGUUGGAGUUGUGGUACGCAUCAAAAGUUCGAAAUGAGGACCACUUUGAUCGAUUGUCCGAUUCAUUCAACAGUACUUAUUACACCCUGUCUCCGUAUGCCACACAACAUUUGUGA